Molecule: messenger RNA, 3552 nt
Organism: Magallana angulata
Lineage: Eukaryota; Metazoa; Mollusca; Bivalvia; Ostreida; Ostreidae
Product: protein FAN-like
Exons: 32
Coding region: 111-2876 (921 amino acids)
Molecular function (GO): protein binding
Source: RefSeq, a predicted model, not a curated record
CUGCUCCCCAACCUUUACACCGGAAGUAGGAUUCUGUACUUUCAUUUUUCUAACGAUCACCAGUGAUAAAGUAAUGACUUAAUUGAUACCAUACUUCAUCUAUAUGAGAAAUGUCAUUCAUUGAACAUGAUAUCGCUGACCAGGAAAGGUUUAACCUUCUGCUUCUAGAACCUGGAGAAAUAUACUUUGAAGAUUAUAGUGUUACAUAUUUUCCUAAAGGCACAGUGAAAGCUGACAAAGAAAAGAGAUCUCAAAAAGGACAUCUGAAGAUUUGUUCAAAGUCAGUUGUAUUUGUUCCUAAAGUUCUACAGUUUCCAAUAUUAAAGCUGCCAUUGAAAAGUGUUACUUCAGUAGAAGAAUGGUCAGGGGGCUUAUUUAGCAGACUUGACAAGGAUAAAGUUAUGAGGAUUACUUCCAAUGUAGCUGUGAAGAUGAAAGAAAACAACAUUAUUGGUCCAUACUCAUUUUUCAAGGAGGCCUCAGACUACACAUUCCAGUUGGACUAUGUCUCAGUGGAUGACUGUCUCCCACAAAUCUGCCAGCUCCACAGAGCUUCCACCCUACCCCCCGGGGAACAAACUGCCAUGAUUAAUGCCAUUGUCUUGUCAAGGCAAUCAAGAUGCAAGUUUAACACCAGCUGGCUAGAAGAUCUGUAUGAAAAAAUUCAGUUUGAGACGCAAGGAGAUAGAAUCCUGCCAUUGGUCAAUAAUCCGGGCAGGAUCAUGCUCACCUGUAAAAGACUGUAUUUCCAGCCAUUUAACAACAUCGAAAAGGUUCCUGUGAUAAAAAUAAGAUUAAAAGACAUAUCUCGAGUCAUAAAGAGGCGAUUCCUUUUACGACAAAUUGGAAUAGAAAUCUUUUGUAAAGAAGGAGCACCAUGCUCUCAUAUUUAUCUCAGCCUGCCAACAUCUGAUGAAAGAGAUAACUUGUAUGGAACAAUUCUUGAUCAGAAAGAACUAAUGCUUGAACAAUCCUCACAAGACGACAUGAUGAUUAAAUGGCAAAGUAAAUAUUUGUCCAACUUUGACUACCUGAUGUACCUGAACAGUCAAGCGGAUAGAAGCUUCUGUGAUCUUACCCAGUAUCCUGUCAUGCCAUGGAUUGUUACUGAUUUUACUUCUUCUACUCUGGAUCUGGCAAAUGAAAAAAUCUACAGAGACCUCAGCAAGCCUAUAGGAGCACUUAAUGAGGAAAGAAUCCAAAAAAUGAGGGAGAGAUAUCAAGAGAUGCCAGAUCCCAAAUUCCUGUAUGGAUCUCAUUACUCCACUCCAGGAUAUGUGUUGUUUUACUUAGCAAGGAUAGCUCCUGAGUAUGUACUUUGCUUACAAAAUGGAAAAUUUGACAAGCCUGACAGAAUGUUUAACAGUCUUGAUGAUACGUGGGCUAAUUGUCUGGAAGGAGCAGCCGACUUUAAAGAACUCAUUCCCGAAUUUUUCGAAGGAAAGGGAGAAUUUCUUCUGAAUAAAGGGGUCAGUAACUUUGGUAUUAGACAAGAUGGCCAACCCAUAGGUGACGUGAAACUUCCACCCUGGGCAAAAGAUCACCAUGAUUUCAUUGACAAAAUGAGGGCAGCUUUGGAAAGUGACUUUGCCUCAGAGAAUAUCCAUCACUGGAUCGAUCUUAUAUUUGGAUACAAACAGUUAGGGGAGGAGGCAGAAAAGGCCGACAAUGUUUUCUACUACAUGACAUAUGAAGGAGCCGUGGACUUGGACAAAAUUCAGGACCCAAAUGAGAGAGCUAGGAUCGAGAUUCAGAUCAUGGAAUUUGGCCAAACGCCUAAACGGCUUUUCAAGAAGCCUCACCCCCCAAGGUUCACCAAAGAUGGCCCGAGACACUAUAGCUUUACCACAGUGUCGUCAAGUUCACAAGAGAAUGAAGAAAUAGAAGUAAAGGCGGAGCAAUCAGUUCAAUCAGCAGAGUCCAGUGUUGCCAGUUCUGUCCAGAGUUGUCUUUCCCUGGAAGACAUAUCAGCUCUCUAUGUGACGCAUCAGUACACAUUACAUAAAAGUGGAGUCACAGGAUUGCAACUUACAGAAGAUGGAUGCAGCAUAUUUUCUGUUUCACAAGAUACAAUGCUAAAAAUGUAUUCAUUAGAAGAUCAGCGACAAUUAAGAAGUUUCAAUGUGUCAAACAUGGCCUUGUCGUCCUGCCUUGUGAUGCCAGAUAACAAAACUAUCGUUGUUGGAUCCUGGGAUAACUUUGUGUACUUUUAUAGCAUAGAGUUUGGACGCAUAUUGGAUGCAUUGAAAGCUCAUGAUGACGCAGUCUCGUCAGUUAUUUGGAAAAACAACAUCCUUAUCACAGCAUCCUGGGAUUCAACUUCAAAGAUAUGGCAGUUCACCCCCUCAAGUGAACUACAUAGGUUCGACUCAGCUGUGUUUGUUGGACAACUGGAUCAUGAGUGGGGUGUCUACUGUCAGGACGUUGACGAAACUGGUUCUCUCCUUGUAACGGGGACUGAAGAGGGACAAGUUGUCAUCUGGAAUGUUGGUUCUCUCUAUCCUAUAGCAGAAAUGAGGGCACAUGAGGGCUCAGUCAAUGCAGUUGGAAUAAGUUCUGAUUGCAGAAAGUUCAUUUCAUGCGGGUCAGAUUGUUUAUUAAAGAUCUUUGAUCUGGAGACACAAACGGAGAUGGUUGUCAAGAAUUUAGGAUACCAGAUUCAUUGUGUGGUGUGGUGUAACAAUUUGAGUUUGAUACUCUGUGGAACAGACUUGGGGCAACUAGAAGUAUGGGACGGCGACAAAGCCACUUUAGUAUCAGCUAUGAAGGGUCAUUCUGCACCAGUGACCAGUUUAGAGGUCAGAACGAGGUGUGUAUUGACAGGAGACAAGGAAGGCAAAAUCUGUGUGUGGAAACCAAUGUGGCAGGACUCCUGAUGAUUGCCAUGAUGAAAAAGUCAUUUCAAACGCAAUCAAAACUGUAAAAUAAAAAGAUGUUCCAUUUUUAAAGAUUGUUCCAUUGUUAUUUUGUUAAAAAUAAUAUGGACUUCAAUUGCUUUUAAUCUAAUAAAAGAUUGUUCCAUUGUUAAUUUGUUAUAAAUAACAUCGACCUUAAUUUCAUUUGUCUGAUAAAAAGACUUACUAACUUAAUGAAUGGUAUUCAUGUACAUGUAUGUAUAUAGGCCAAAAACAUUGUUUCAACAGAACUGUGUUUGAGUUGUUUGUGAACAGUUCAAUUUAUAAGUAAUUUAUGACUGUUAUACUGGUAUUACUGGUGUAAGAACUUUGUUCAUGUAUUGGCACCGCACCAAAAGUAUCAUUUAUUUAGAGCAUAGCAAUAGAUGGAUGAUGAUAUUUUUGUUGGGAAAAUAAUGUAUUAGCUGUUACAGAUAUUGAUAUAAGUCACACAUUAGUAGGUCUUUAAUGUUAUUGUUAUUUACUGACUUGUUAAUCCAAUCUGUUGCUUGAUGACUUUGUGUUGUUAUAGAACUUUUGUAAGAUUCUACAUCUAUGUUAUUGCUAUAGUAUGUUUACAUGUAUAUUGUUAUACAGUGUACUAUUUGUUGCAAGGCGUUUGAAUAAAUAUGAAAUUUACAUUUUGUUAUGAAAAGAA